Molecule: messenger RNA, 411 nt
Organism: Vicia villosa (hairy vetch)
Lineage: Eukaryota; Viridiplantae; Streptophyta; Magnoliopsida; Fabales; Fabaceae
Exons: 2
Coding region: 1-411 (136 amino acids)
Molecular function (GO): zinc ion binding; nucleic acid binding
Source: RefSeq, a predicted model, not a curated record
AUGCUGACGAAAGGAGCUGAGGAUUGGUGGACUAAUACUAUGCAGAGAUUCGAUGAGGAAGAAGAUGUGUGUGGAAAGGAAGAAGUGAGAUUCCUGGAGUUGAAACUAGGAAAAGGACAAUACCGUGGGGAACCGUAUGGUAAUAAGAAAAAGCAGAAAUCUAGUUCUGCCAAGAAGCCAAGUGGGGGAGGAUCUUAUACUUUGAUUAAAUUCUACAAGUGUGACAAGAUAGGUCACCAAGUGGUUGAUUGUGGAAUUGGUUCGGGUAAGAUUUGCUACAGUUGUGGUGAGCAAGUACACAUCAGUGCCAUGUGCGACAAGCUAAAGAAGGGGCAAGCGGCAACGAAAGUGUUUGUGUUGUCUGGUGAUGAGGACACUGCUAAGGAUAGGAUAAUCUGGGUGUGGGGAUGA